CCGGAAGCGCCGGAAGUUCGAUUGGGGCCAACUCGUUUUCCAUAAAUCGAGUAAAAAAGGUCGGAUACGGAGUUAUAAUCCCCGCGACCGAUGUCGUAUCGCAGUCUCCGUUUGGUCCCUCAGAAGCUCGUGUUCUAGUGGUGUGUUUAGACGAUGUCUUGUGACGACCGCGGCUCAUGCCCGCUCGUGGAGGACAGUUUCAGCCGCCUACCGUCGCAGAGCAACAUUUACGGCUUGUGUCAAGCGGGGGAACUGGAGUUACUGGUCGCCACCCUUAAAGGCAAAGUCCUCUGUUUCAAAUAUCAGGACCUCCGACAAGAAAUCCAGCCCGUUGCCAAGGAGGUGCAGUUCACCUACAUUCCAGUUGAUGCCGAGAUCGUGUCUAUAGACUCCUUCAACAGGUCUCCUCCCAACAGAGGUCUGGUCGUGGGCAUCACUUUCAUCAAGGACUCUGGUGACAAAGCCAGUCCCUUCCUCAACAUCUACUGCGACUAUGAGCCAGGCUCGGAGUUCAACCUGGACUCGGUGGCCCAGAGCUGUUUGAAUCUGGAGCUGCAGUUCACCCCUUUCCGGCUGUAUCACACGGAGGUGCGGUGCGAAGGGGACGCUACCGAGACGGUCUUUCUGCUCAGUGGCCACGACCAGCAGAUCCACUUAUACAAGGAGAACGCGUCCCUGCACCAGUUCGAGGAGCAGCCCAUCGGGAGGCUCUUUCCUGAGCUGCAGGAGCUGUCCAGCAACGUGCUUUGGUUGGACGUCGCGAGGAUCGCCGGCGGCCGGCGCCUCUCCGCCUUCGGCUGCCAGAACGGCUGCGUCGGCCUCGCCUUGGUGGAGCAGGCGGAAGCGGUAACGGUUCAGCAGAGCUGGCGGAUCCAGAUGGACAGCCCCAUCUCGACGGUGUCGCUCUUCCCUCUCCGCGCUGAGCCGUCCGCGGGUUCGGACGGAGAUCCGCCUGCGCGCGCAAGCGGGGGGAAGGAAAGCUACAACCUCCUCGUGACCAGCGCCAUUGAAAUUGCGGUGGUGUACAGGGACGUGCAAGCAUGUGGCAUGACGAAUCCCAUCUGUUUGCCCGAGAGCGAUCAGUUUGAUGCCGUUCUCUGCGCUUUAGUCACCGAUCUGGACUUCGACGGGCACAAAGAAAUUCUGCUUGGGACUUACGGACAGGAACUGCUGUGCUACAAGUUCCAGGCGGCAGACGGGGGUCGGGCCUCGGAUGUCGCCGAACGCUUCCGGUUGAUGUGGAGACGAAGCUUCAACAACCCGCUGUUAUCGCUCGCCUACCUGGACCUGACCGGAGAUGGAAUGAGAGAACUGGCCGUUCUGACACUGAAGGGCUUGCACAUACUCCAGCACAGCCUGAGCCGAACCGCCGAUCUGGUUCUCGAUGCUCUGAAGAAGAAGGCGUCGCGGCUGAAUGCUGAUUCUGCGGCGCCGGUUCUCCCCGUUCCGAAUUGCGGGGAUGGUGAGGAUGAGGCGGGAGACGAGCAAGGUGCCGCGGUGUCUUAGGAGGAUCGUUUCUAUAUGCAGUUUGAGCUCCACAAGUUCAGUCUGUAACACUUUCCCUCAACUUUGCUCAUAUAUAUUAGAGCGGAAGUUAAUAUACCAGUGUAACAUCCCAUGUGAUUCCAUUAUGUUUUCUAUGGAAGAGUUCAAAAAAAAAAAAAAAGCCUAAAAUGUACCUUAACUGGAAAAGAAAUGCCGAACCUGUUCACUUUGAGCAUGAUAUAAGUUCUUUGCUCAAGACUCGUUUGUCAGAUGUUAAUUUCUUUUGUUUGGCAAAUGUUUUUCAGUGCAAUUCUUCAACUGACCCUCUACACAAAGGUGCCUUUUUCAACUUACUUUUCAUUUGUAGGUACAAAUGUUUAGCGCAGCAGGACGAUUGAACGGUGGAAGUCUUGAAUGUUCAGAUGAUGAAACUGCUAAAAUAUCAGUUAAACUACACCAUGCCCUUUACACAGAAUAGUUCUCAUUUACAUUUCACAGACUCCAAUAAAGUGCUUGAAGUG
Molecule: messenger RNA, 2006 nt
Organism: Scleropages formosus (Asian bonytongue)
Lineage: Eukaryota; Metazoa; Chordata; Actinopteri; Osteoglossiformes; Osteoglossidae
Gene: kptn
Product: kaptin (actin binding protein)
Exons: 1
Coding region: 154-1506 (450 amino acids)
Biological process (GO): actin filament organization; negative regulation of TORC1 signaling; cellular response to amino acid starvation
Cellular component (GO): actin cytoskeleton; KICSTOR complex; lamellipodium
Molecular function (GO): actin filament binding
Source: RefSeq, a predicted model, not a curated record